GCUUGCCUUAUCGCAAUCAAGGCCAGGUAACGACACUUGCUUGAACUCGUACUGAGCCAGACGCAACACCGCCUUCAACAACUUCUCUGCAAGUCUCCCGCAAAAGGACAGGCUCAGCCUUGUGUGGGCACUAUGCGCGUCAUUGCCCUCCUCUCGGCCCUGUGUGCCGCAGCUCUGGUCCAGGCCGAUUUCCACACGGCGCAAAUCUAUGUCCAGCCCGUCGAAAACACCGAGUCGCCCAGCCUCCUCGCCGAAGUGGCAUACGAUCCUAGCAUCAGCGGGUCUUCCUCCAUCAUCUCCUACGAAGCUCCUGAAAUCCCGGAGUCUACACAGCUGGUCCGCGUCGGAUUGUACGACGUCAAGUCUGCACGGUGGAUAUCUGGCACAACUGUCGCCUCGGUGGACAACUUUGGCAAGGGCUACUCGCCCAAUUUAAUACUCUCAGUCGAUGAAAAGGGAGAGCUUCUCAGUGCUGCUCUCAAGGGCGUAAGAAUCGAUGCGGGUCAGACGAGAGACUUUGGCCCGCAGGCGGUGGUGCUGCCAGUGCUCAAGGGCAAGCAGCCAGAGCUGAACAAGCCAAUUGUUCUAUCGCCAGAGGGAAAGAAGGUUGAGGAGGUUGAGAAGACGCCCCUUCAGAAAUACUGGUGGGUGAUUGCCAUUAUAGUGUUCCUGGCAGUGAGCGGAGGCGGCGGCGAGAAAUAGAGCCGACAAUUGACACAUACAUCAAUCUGAAUAUACGCUUCCGUGAUGGGAUGACCGCUGGCAAGGGUUGAGCUAUUGCAGUUGUUUUAGUGAUCCCUGUCCUCUCACUACCAUCCAGGUACAUGACUAUAAUGCUUUUCUGUUGAUACAUAAUACCCUAAUUCAAUCCGAGUACUAUUGCCUGCCC
Messenger RNA from Trichoderma harzianum CBS 226.95, 889 nucleotides. RefSeq lists its product as hypothetical. The transcript is spliced from 2 exons. The record is from RefSeq and is a predicted model, not a curated record. Bases 133 to 702 code for a protein of 189 amino acids. Lineage: Eukaryota; Fungi; Ascomycota; Sordariomycetes; Hypocreales; Hypocreaceae.